Messenger RNA from Morone saxatilis (striped sea-bass), 3798 nucleotides. RefSeq names its product TEA domain family member 3 b (gene tead3b). The record is from RefSeq and is a predicted model, not a curated record. The transcript is spliced from 15 exons. The coding region runs from base 562 to 1716 and encodes 384 amino acids. NCBI's taxonomy places the organism in Eukaryota, Metazoa, Chordata, Actinopteri, Moronidae. Gene Ontology annotation, molecular function: RNA polymerase II cis-regulatory region sequence-specific DNA binding; DNA-binding transcription factor activity, RNA polymerase II-specific. Gene Ontology annotation, cellular component: transcription regulator complex. Gene Ontology annotation, biological process: embryonic organ development; regulation of transcription by RNA polymerase II; hippo signaling.
CCAGUGUAGUGCGUUGAUUUCAUACCAAAGUCAUACUUAACAUUCCACUUAUACUGUCAAACCUCUGAGAAAUAUUACGGAAAACAACAAGGCGCCAAAUUAUAACAAACUAAGUAAACUGAACAGCUGCUCUCAUUGAGAAGAAGAAGGUGACUGCCAGAAUAAUAAUAAAAAAAAGUUCCUACCUGGAUCCAGCCUCGUUCCUCAAGAGGAAUCCAACAGUUAUACGUACAGGCGUAGAGAGAGAGACAAACAAAAAACGAUUUGGAGGAAUACACAACUUCAGUCUGGUUUGGACCUCUGCAUCCCAAAGAUCUCCUACAGAUCUGUUGAUAUUGGGGCUCAGGGUCGGGCCCAGGGGGAGCCGCCACCAUUGCGUCCAACGAGUGGAGCGCCAACGGUAGCCCAGAAGAUGGGCUGGAUGGGGACAACGAGGACAAGACCCUGGACGGGGACGCCGAGGGCGUGUGGAGCCCGGAUAUCGAGCAGAGCUUCCAGGAGGCCCUCGCCAUCUACCCUCCCUGUGGCAGGAGGAAAAUCAUCCUGUCAGAUGAGGGAAAGAUGUAUGGUCGCAAUGAAUUGAUAGCAAGGUACAUCAAGCUGAGGACGGGCAAAACCCGCACAAGAAAACAGGUGUCUAGUCACAUACAGGUGUUAGCACGGAAGAAAGUUCGUGAAUACCAGGCCGGUAUAAAGGCGAUGAAUUUGGAUCAGGCGUCUAAAGACAAAGCCUUGCAGAACAUGGCAGCGCUGUCGUCUGCACAGAUCGUCUCCCCGAGUAUGAUAAAGAACCAUCUUCCACCACUGCCUCCUGCCCCCUACCAACCAAGAUUCUGGUCUGCAAUCCCAGGACAGCCUGGACCCUCUCAGGAGCUGGUUCUAGAUCUCAACCAGGGAAGGACUCCUGGGUUUGGCCGCACCAGCCAUGCUAUCAAACCUUUUGCACAGCCCCCAUACCCAAGCCUAUCAGGUCCUGUACCACAAUCCAUACCAAGUUAUGAGCCCUUGGCACCUCCUCCUGCACCAACUGCUACUGCAGUUCCAGUGUGGCAGGACCGGACCAUUGCCUCCUCUAAGCUGCGGAUGCUGGAGUACUCAGCCUUCAUGGAGGUCCAGAGAGACCCAGACAACUACAGCAAACAUCUGUUUGUCCACAUUGGACAGACCAACCCCUCCUACAGCGACCCACUCCUCGAGGCUGUGGACAUCCGGCAGAUCUACGACAAGUUCCCUGAGAAGAAGGGCGGGCUCAAAGAGCUUUAUGAGAAAGGCCCUCAGAAUGCUUUCUUCCUAGUCAAAUUCUGGGCGGACCUGAACAGCAGCGGCAUGCAGGAUGGUCCUGGUUCUUUCUACGGUGUCAGCAGCCAGUACAGCAGCCUUGAGAACAUGACGAUCACUGUUUCAACCAAAGUCUGCUCGUUUGGAAAGCAGGUUGUCGAGAAAGUAGAGACAGAGUACGCCCGCCUGGAGGGAGGAAAGUGUGUUUACAGGAUCCACCGCUCUCCUAUGUGCGAGUACAUGAUCAACUUUAUCCACAAACUCAAACACUUGCCUGAAAAAUACAUGAUGAACAGUGUUCUUGAAAACUUCACGAUCCUACAGGUGGUGACGAACCGUGACACCCAGGAGACCUUGCUCUGUAUAGCGUUUGUUUUUGAGGUUUCCACAAGUGAACACGGAGCUCAGUAUCAUGUCUACAGACUUGUUAAAGACUAACAGCUCUUCAGGGAGGUUUUGGAAAAGCCAGACAAAAAGCGUGACACAAUCUCUCUUCGACCAGCUCAACCAUCCAGGAAAAAACAACAAAAACAAAACAUUCAAACAAUCCUAGACCGAACUAACAUGGACACAUUUUAUGCUUUAAAAAAGUCUUGUUUGCAAGGAAAAAAAGAGUGAAUCUCAACGUGCCGACACGCAAAGAAAUUUUGAAGAAUUACGGAUUUUUCGAACAACUAGCUGUCUUCCAUGUGUUUAAACAUGCUUUAGAUGAAGUGGGUCACUUUCCCAAGGUAAUUGAUGGAGUUUGAAAUGUUUUAUUGAGGGAACGAGAACGUGUUUAGGGUUUAAAAGACUCUUAUGGUAUCCAAGGGAACACACUCAAUAAGAGAAGUGUACAUAAGAUUGAAAAAGUAAAGAGAGAACAGGACCACGGAAGGGGAAAACCAGAGCCAAGUGGUGUUGUUGCAGUAGGUUUGUAAGGAAAGCAAGUGCCUUUUCUCCAAAGAUUAUAUCAUUGCCUGCCACUUUGGAUUGCCUUUUUUUUUUACUACCUCUUGUUUUUAAACAAACAGAAAAUAAUCAGACAGGUGUAUUUUGUCAAAAAAAAUUGGAAAGAAUCUCUCAGAUCUACAUCGUGUGAGGCACUUUUUGUAUUCCGGCACACAGAGGAAUGGGAUGGGAUAACUAAUUUUCAUUGUAGCCUGUUGUUUUACAAACAAAAUCGUCCCAAGUUUUACAAGUCCAAGUGUACAGGGAGAAGGUUUAUUGUGUUAACGUACUAUUUAGGUUCUGCUUUUUUUUUUUAUGUUUUAUUACACAAUUUAAAAAUCAGGUCUUACAAGCAUCUAUCUAUAACUGACUUGUGACACUAGGGAUGCUUUGUACCAUUGCUAGCCUAAAAUAAAGCCGGGGCUUUGCCAUCCCUACCAGAUCCCCUGUUAUUUCUCUCUGUUUGAAGACGUGUGCUUGGUUGCACUUAAAAGAUCCAGAAGGGGGGAGGUGAAGCAACAGCAGUGCUUAUUUUCUGCCUUGAGUUAUGUAGCCUAAUUGAAAGAUGAAUUGUUUCUGUACUGUGAGUCAGCGGAUGCUAAAGGAAUAUGUGUUACAUAGGAGUAUUUUUGGGGGGUACUUUAUGUUCAUAUUUGUGAUCAAGUAACUCAGCACAGAGACGAUGGUUUAAGUGGAGAGAAGUUAAUCACUGUUUCUUUUGUUUAAAAAAGAGAUUGUAUGCUGUGAAGUCGGUUCAUUUGCUUCACCCUUCUCCGUGUAAUGUGUGGAGAAGCUGCAUCUGUUAAUAAAAGUUCAGUUUUUAUAUUUAAGACCAUUUUUUACUGACAUUACACAUGAAAUAAUUUUGAAAUCAAACUAAAUAAUUGUCUUGAAUGAGAGCUAUUGUCUCUGUGCUGUGGAGUAUGACCAUUGAUUGUUAUUUAUGGGGUUGGAAACGAAAUAGCGGGAGGGCAGGGUGGGGUACUGGAGAUGUAUUGAUCAUUUUCUAUUGUGAUGGAGAUGUUAAAAGUAUUGCAGGACUCAUAUUAGAGACAGGAGAACUGUCAUCCCAUGGAUCCUGCUAGACAAGUGUCUACUCUGUGUGGUUCACUGGACAAUUGUGCUAUAAAAGUUCAAAUUUAAGAUAUUGUACGGUGGAAUAAUUGCACCUGGCUUUGAAUGUCAUAUUUCACAAGCUAGAUACAAUAACACUCCUACUCUAGCAGGUUUCUCAAUUUAUCUUUUAUACAGACUUUUUUUUUUUUUUGCCAUUAUCAAGAUUAAUGUUUUUGUUUUGAUUCUGUUGUCUUUUGACUUUCAGUGUUUGCCAUAUGCUUCACUGAAAAUAAUGUGUGAUUGUGCUGAUAUUGAUAAUUAAUAAUGAGAUAUCUAAUGUAUCAUAUUCUGAAUGGUGUGGGCAGUUUUUUUUUUGUUGUUGUUGUUUUUUUGGGGUUUACUGUUGUCUUUGUUACCAUUGUGCAUUGCAAUUUUAUACUUCAAAGUAGAGGUUGGACUAUGUAAUCAAACAAAUGUAUCUAACAAUAAAAGACGCAUGGUGCCUUUGGGGCCAUUUUUCCCCCAGAAAACUUA